AUGGGGAGACCAUGGGAUCUGUCCGUGGUACAUAGCCUAGUGGUAGUUACUGUAUUGGCAUGUGUCUUGUGUGAUCCGUCAUCGUUACUGUCUGAUAUUCCUGUAUCAAGACCUAAUGAGGGACUUUCAACAGCCUCAGACACUUUAGCUAAAGAAGGGGAGGCAAUCAGCUUGGAUGGUCUAAGCGUUGAACAGUUGAAGCAAGCACGGGAACAUGCUGAAAAACGGCAGUUUGAGGCUGAGGUUGAUCGCAUGAUGAAAAUAAUAGUUAACUCUCUGUACAAAAAUAAGGAGAUCUUCCUUAGAGAAUUAAUAUCAAAUGCAUCAGACGCUCUGGAUAAGAUUCGCGUUCUUUCGCUUACUAACAAUGAAGUUCUUAAUGAGUCUGACGAAAUGAGUAUCCGAAUAAAAGCCAAUAAAGAUGCACGGACCCUUCAUAUAAUAGACACAGGCAUAGGCAUGACAGAAGCUGAACUUACCUCUAACUUGGGAACCAUUGCUAAGUCUGGAACAUCUGAGUUCUUGACUAAGAUCUCACAAACUAAUACGGCCACAGAAAAUUCUGACCUUAUUGGCCAGUUUGGUGUCGGGUUCUACUCCUCUUUCUUAGUUGCAAACAAAGUUUUAGUUGUAUCCAAGAGUGAUAAUGAUGACCAAUAUAUCUGGGAGUCCAAUUCCACUUCAUUCGUAGUUUACAAAGACCCACGUGGAAACACCCUUAAACGUGGGACUGAAAUUGUCCUUUACUUAACGGAGGAGGCAGAAGAUUAUUUACAAUCCGAGACUCUUAAAGAAGUCGUGAAAAAAUACAGUCAGUUCAUCAAUUUCCCCAUUUAUGUGUGGUCGAGUCGAGUGGAAUCGCAGGCUGCUGAACCCGAAGAAAAGGAGGAGUCAAAAGCAGUUGAUUCUGAAGCUAGCGUUGAAGAAGAAAGUGGAAAAAAAAGUGAAAGCAAGACCGUAGACAAAAUCGUCUGGGACUGGGUACGUGUGAAUGCAAAUAAACCUAUCUGGAGACGCAAACCGGCCGACGUUACUGAUGCGGAGUACAAUGAUUUAUUCCGUGCCUAUUCAAAUGAUAAUGACGAUCCUCUCGCCAAGAUUCAUUUCAGUGGUGAGGGAGACGUGUUAUUUAGUUCAAUACUGUAUAUACCAAAACAUCUUCCCUCUAACAUAUUCCAGAUGCACAGUACUCAUAGCGAUAGGAUCAAGUUGUACGUUCGUCGUGUAUACAUUUCUGACGCAGCCGAUGAUCUGCUUCCUAAAUACUUGGCAUUCGUUUUUGGUAUAGUGGAUAGUGACGAACUUCCUCUAAAUGUUUCUCGUGAAAUGCUGCAGCAAAACAAACUCCUUAAAAUGAUAAAGAAAAGUUUGGUCAAGAAAGUAAUCCAGAUGAUUAGCGAACUUUCUGAGUCUCAGUUUAAAGAUUUCUGGAAGGAAUACUCUGUGAACAUAAAACUUGGUAUAAUUGACGAUCUUUCAAAUCGCAUCAAGUUAUCCAGGUUGUUACGGUUUUGGACUUCAAACAGCACUGAAAACCAAUCAAGUCUUGCAGAUUAUGUUUCACGCAUGAAAAAUGGUCAAGAAGAUAUAUACUACCUUACCGCAUCUUCAAUAACUGAGGCUAAGUCAUCUCCAUUUGUAGAAAUGCUAAUCAAGAAAGGCUAUGAAGUCAUUUAUAUGAUCGAUCCUGUUGACGAGUACAUGCUUCAGUCGCUAACUGAAUAUGAUAAGAAAAAGUUGCGAAAUGUGGCAAAGGGAACGAUCGAAAUCGACAAAUCGGAAGAAGCAAAGACUCGUAAAGAAGAACUAGAAAAAGAAUUCAAACCUCUCUUGGAAUGGUUUAAAGAAAAUUUGAAAGAAUAUGUCGAUAAAACUGCCUUGUCAGAAAGAUUAUCGAAUACCCCAUGUGCUCUUGUCGCUAAUGAAUUCGGUUGGUCCGGUAAUAUGGAGCGCAUUAUGAUUGCACAAGCAUAUCAAAGGGGUGGAGAUCCAUCAUCUACUUAUUACUCUACUAUGAAAAAGGUCUUUGAAAUUAACCCACGCCAUCCAGUAAUGAAAAAGUUAAACGUUCUUAUAAAGACCAAUAAAGAUGAUCCUACAAUAAGUCAUACUGCGAAUUUGCUCUUCGAUGUUGCGGUCCUUCGUUCAGGUUUUUCUGUUAAGAACCCUGUUGCUUUCGCAGAACGAGUUGAAUCUGUUAUAAAGAAAAGUUUAGAUAUUGAUCAAAGCGAGUUGCUGGACGAAGAACCUGAGACUGAUGAGGAAUCUGUAACGGAUGAAGUGAAUAAAGAGUCGGUUUCAAAUGAAGAUUCAACGAAUGAAAAGUCAGAAGCAUCUUCGCAAAUUGAUAUACAUAGUUUUACUGAUUUGUAUAACAAUGAAAAUAAUUGGGAAAUGAACAAAACAAAAACAAAUCAAUUUUCGGAAUUCAAUCAAAUUACUGAAUCGUUUGAAAACAGUAUUACUCCUACUUUCGUUACAACAUCAGAUUGUCCAACAUGUCGUCGACUUUUAGGAUGUAGUUCACGAGUUCAUAGUCAUCAAACUGACAGAAAUUCUAAAGUGGAUCAAAUUGAUAACAAUGAAAAUGAUGACCAAGAUGAAGAUGAUUACAAUGAAUCUGAAACAACAGGAAUGAUCAAUGAUUCUGGUAAUGAUGACGAUGAUUAUGAUGGGGAAGAUAAGGAUGACGAUUUCGGGAAUUAUCUAGGUGUAAGGAAAUUAAUGGCAGUUAAAACAACAACUCCUACUACUUCAUCUAAAUCGAAAUCUCACUCAGAAACGGCUACUGGACAUACAAAGAAUAAGAAAGUUCCAUCAAAAACAGCAACAAAUGUAAAGACCAUUUCUAAAACACCAUCAUCCAAAUUAUCAGAAAGUUCUAGAACAAAACAACCCAAGGACAAACCUUCUUCUACUCAUCAUCAACAAAAUCAACCAGACAAGUUAAAAUCAUCCACAUUAGCAACAUCAAAGCAUGCAGAAGAUCAUCACUCAAAGAAGGCAGCGCAUAAAACUGUUCCGUCACAUGAUAAAUUAAAAACACCAGUCCCAACAAAUAAAAACCCUAAACCAUCUACACAAAAAUCGAAACCAGUACGAAUUAUUGGAAAUAUAAACGAUCAUGACUGUGAUGGUAUACCAGAUGAUAUUGAUGAAGAUAUUGAUAAUGACGGUCUUUUGGACCGAACACAAGAUUCCGAUUGGGAUGGAUUAUUGAAUCAUGUUGAUGAAGACGAUGAUAAUGAUGGUAUCCCUGAUAUUGAAGAUGAAGAUGCUAAUGGUGAUGGAAUACCAGACUGCCGUUCUGAUGUUUCUGACUUAAAACUAAAAGUAAGAUAUAAGAAGAAAAUGCGUAAGGUUGAUAGCGAUUUCGACGGUGUUCCAGAUGAUGUUGACGGAGAUGAUGAUAACGAUGGUAUUCCAGAUAUUAUGGAAGAUGAGGACAAAGAUCAAAUUCCUGAUUUUUUAGGACUUACUCGUGCUGAUUUUUUAAAGGGUGUCAGUACUAAAGAAUUAAACAGACGAAUGAAUAAACGUGGUUGGUUUGAUCAUGACUGUGAUGGUAUUCCAGAUAAUCUCGACCCAGACGAUGAUAACGAUGGGUAUUUCGAUUCAAAACAAGAUAGUGAUCGUGAUGGUAUCCUGAAUGAAUUCGAUGAUGACGAUGAUAAUGAUGGAAUACCAGACAGUGAAGAUCCUGAUUCUAAUGGAGAUGGUAUACCUGAUUGUAUUGUUAAGGAUUCAGAUGGUGAUCAUAUUCCUGACCAUAUUGACACAGAUGAUGAUAAUGAUGGUAUACCGGAUUUACAAGAUCCAGAUCAUCCCAAUUUCGAUUAUUUACGUGAUUCGGAUAAGGAUGGUAUUCCUGAUACACUAGACAUGGAUGAUGAUAAUGAUGGUAUACCAGAUAGCAUGGAUUUUGAUUCAGAUGGUGAUGGAUCGGAUGAUCUGUUUCAAGAUAUUGACAAAGAUGGGGUACCGGAUAGUGUAGAUGAUGAUAUGAAUAAUGAUGGGAUACCUGAUCAUAAACAAGAUCAUGAUUGUGAUGGAAUCCCAGACAUUGUUGACCCUGAUGAUGAUAACGAUGGUUAUUUUGACACAAAACAGGAUAGCGACAAUGAUGGUAUAUUGAAUGAAUGGGACGAUGAUGAUGAUAAUGAUGGUAUUCCAGAUGUGGAUGAUGAAGAUUCGAAUGGUGAUGGGAUCAUUGAUUGUCAGCCACAUGAUAGUGAUAAUGAUGGAAUACCCGAUCACAUCGAUGAAGAUGAUGAUAACGAUGGUAUACCAGAUCAACGAGAUCCUGAUUCAAUGUCAUUUCUGCUGUAUAAACAUAAGCGUUUUCUUGAAGCUAUCCCAGCUCAUAUUGCACGACAAGAAGCCAACUUGUUAAAUGUCGAUUUAGGCGAUCCAAACGAUAAAGAUUGUGAUGGUAUUCCAGAUCAUAUUGAUAAUGACUUGGAUAAUGAUGGAAAAAUCGACAGAACACAAGAUUCAGAUAUGGAUGGAUUAUUAAAUCACAUAGACGAGGAUGAUGAUAAUGAUGGUAUUCCUGAUGUAUUAGAUCCUGAUGCAAAUGGUGAUGGUAUUCCAGAUUGUCGACGUGAUGGUGGAUUACAUUAUAAAUUAGUUAAAUCACCUUCUGGUUUAAUUAAAAAAGUAUUAAGAAUACGUGAACCAACACAAGAAGAACAACACCAAGCCUAUAUGGUUAAUGAAGCUAAACGUAAAUUAAUACGUAUUCGUGCUAAACUACGUGAACCUUUACCAAAGAAUACAAUACAAGCAAUUCCAUCAUUUGAUUUCAAUGAUAACAAGAAUGAUAAUCCAGAUAAUCAUCAUAAUGUUAAUGAAAUAAAAUCUAAAAUAAAGUCAUUUAAUUCAAAAUCUGUUCAAUCUAAUAUCAAUUCAAAAAAUGAACAUACAAUUAAACAUAAUCCAAAUAAUAAACAAGAAAAUGGCGGUAAUAUAAAUCCAAAGAAAACAUCAGUGCAAGGAAUCAAAUCUACUGGUUCCCCUUCUUCAAAACAAUCAAAUCAACAACAAAUACCACCAAAACAUAUCAAGGAACAAAAUACUGUUAAAUUAAAUAAUAAACAACAAAAUCGUAAAUUAGCAGAAAGUUUAACACCAAAUGAAAAUACUGAUUCAUUUUAUUCUUUAGAUAAAGACAUUUUACUGAAUAUUCAUGAUAUAAAUGAUUACCCUGAUCAUGUUUCUACUCCCUUUGAUAAUGCUAGCGAUGAUGAUGAUGACGAUGAAAUAGAGAAUGAUCAAGAAGUUAAUUUAGCUGAUGCAAACUUAAAAUCAUCAAUAUUUGGCAGUUUUUUAUUGCCUGGAGCAGAAGCAGGAACAGCUGAUGAAGUAACUGGAUCACAUAGAAAAAAUAUCAAGAAAAUGAAACAAAACGAAGAAACACAAAUGAAAAAAGUUGAUAAAUUAAAAGUAAAAGAAAAACAGAAGGUUAAUGAAAAUGACAAAAGGUUACACUCCACAAAAAAUAAACAAUCAUGUGACGUCCAUUCAUGUCAAACAACACAAAAUAACCAGAUGAAAACUCACCGAAAAUCUCAUUCUAUAACAAAUUAUUUAUCUAGGCAUGAUGAAGAUGAUCAUGAUGACGAAGAUGAAACAUCGCUAGACUCAGAUGGUGACGGUAUACCGGAUUAUAUGGAAGAUGAAAAUGGCAAUGGUAUUCCCGACUACCUAGAAGAUGAUGAUAAUGAUGGCAUUCCAGAUCAUUUAGAAAGUGAUUCAGAUGGAGACGGUAUUCCAGAUUAUAUGGAAGAUGAUGAUGGAGAUGGAAUACCAAACUACUUAGAAGACGAAGAUGAAAAUGGCGUUCCAGAUUACCUGGAAAAUUGUAAAAACAGCAAAAAUCAAGGUAAGUAUAAAAUAAACGAACGUCGAGUUCGCAAACAUAAAAAUAAAGAAACACGUAAAGAUGAAAAUAAAAAAAAUAUGAGAUACAGAAAAAACAUCAAUAAAAAGAUGCACAGUCAACAACUAUACUCACACAAUGAACACCACGAAGACGAUUCUGAUGAUGACGGUAUCCCUGACCACCAGGAAGAUGAGGAUGGUGACGGAAUUCCAGACUACCUGGAAGACGAUGACGGGGACGGCAUUCCCAAUUAUCUCGAAACCAGUCACCUCAAGAGAGCAAGCAAAUUACCAAAACAUAUCGACAGGGAUGGUGAUGGAAUUCCAGACCAUCUAGAGGGUGAUUCUGAUGGUGACGGUAUCCCUGACCACCAGGAAGAUGAGGAUGGUGACGGAAUUCCAGACUACCUGGAAGACGAUGACGGGGACGGCAUUCCCAAUUAUCUCGAAACCAGUCACCUCAAGAGAGCAAGCAAAUUACCAAAACAUAUCGACAGGGACGGUGAUGGAAUUCCAGACCAUCUAGAGGGUGAUUCUGAUGGUGACGGUAUCCCUGACCACCAGGAAGAUCAGGAUGGUGACGGAAUUCCAGACUACCUGGAAGACGAUGACGGGGACGGCAUUCCCAAUUAUCUCGAAACCAGUCACCUCAAGAGAGCAAGCAAAUUACCAAAACAUAUCGACAGGGACGGUGAUGGAAUUCCAGACCAUCUAGAGGGUGAUUCUGAUGGUGACGGUAUCCCUGACCACCAGGAAGAUGAGGAUGGUGACGGAAUUCCAGACUACCUGGAAGACGAUGACGGGGACGGCAUCCCCAAUUAUCUCGAAACCAGUCACCUCAAGAGAGCAAGCAAAUUACCAAAACAUAUCGACAGGGACGGUGAUGGAAUUCCAGACCAUCUAGAGGGUGAUUCUGAUGGUGACGGUAUCCCUGACCACCAGGAAGAUGAGGAUGGUGACGGAAUUCCAGACUACCUGGAAGACGAUGACGGGGACGGCAUUCCCAAUUAUCUCGAAACCAGUCACCUCAAGAGAGCAAGCAAAUUACCAAAACAUAUCGACAGGGACGGUGAUGGAAUUCCAGACCAUCUAGAGGGUGAUUCUGAUGGUGACGGUAUCCCUGACCACCAGGAAGAUGAGGAUGGUGACGGAAUUCCAGACUACCUGGAAGACGAUGACGGGGACGGCAUUCCCAAUUAUCUCGAAACCAGUCACCUCAAGAGAGCAAGCAAAUUACCAAAACAUAUCGACAGGGAUGGUGAUGGAAUUCCAGACCAUCUAGAGGGUGAUUCUGAUGGUGACGGUAUCCCUGACCACCAGGAAGAUGAGGAUGGUGACGGAAUUCCAGACUACCUGGAAGACGAUGACGGGGACGGCAUUCCCAAUUAUCUCGAAACCAGUCACCUCAAGAGAGCAAGCAAAUUACCAAAACAUAUCGACAGGGACGGUGAUGGAAUUCCAGACCAUCUAGAGGGUGAUUCUGAUGGUGACGGUAUCCCUGACCACCAGGAAGAUGAGGAUGGUGACGGAAUUCCAGACUACCUGGAAGACGAUGACGGGGACGGCAUUCCCAAUUAUCUCGAAACCAGUCACCUCAAGAGAGCAAGCAAAUUACCAAAACAUAUCGACAGGGACGGUGAUGGAAUUCCAGACCAUCUAGAGGGUGAUUCUGAUGGUGACGGUAUCCCUGACCACCAGGAAGAUGAGGAUGGUGACGGAAUUCCAGACUACCUGGAAGACGAUGACGGGGACGGCAUUCCCAAUUAUCUCGAAACCAGUCACCUCAAGAGAGCAAGCAAAUUACCAAAACAUAUCGACAGGGACGGUGAUGGAAUUCCAGACCAUCUAGAGGGUGAUUCUGAUGGUGACGGUAUCCCUGACCACCAGGAAGAUGAGGAUGGUGACGGAAUUCCAGACUACCUGGAAGACGAUGACGGGGACGGCAUUCCCAAUUAUCUCGAAACCAGUCACCUCAAGAGAGCAAGCAAAUUACCAAAACAUAUCGACAGGGACGGUGAUGGAAUUCCAGACCAUCUAGAGGGUGAUUCUGAUGGUGACGGUAUCCCUGACCACCAGGAAGAUGAGGAUGGUGACGGAAUUCCAGACUACCUGGAAGACGAUGACGGGGACGGCAUUCCCAAUUAUCUCGAAACCAGUCACCUCAAGAGAGCAAGCAAAUUACCAAAACAUAUCGACAGGGAUGGUGAUGGAAUUCCAGACCAUCUAGAGGGUGAUUCUGAUGGUGACGGUAUCCCUGACCACCAGGAAGAUGAGGAUGGUGACGGAAUUCCAGACUACCUGGAAGACGAUGACGGGGACGGCAUUCCCAAUUAUCUCGAAACCAGUCACCUCAAGAGAGCAAGCAAAUUACCAAAACAUAUCGACAGGGACGGUGAUGGAAUUCCAGACCAUCUAGAGGGUGAUUCUGAUGGUGACGGUAUCCCUGACCACCAGGAAGAUGAGGAUGGUGACGGAAUUCCAGACUACCUGGAAGACGAUGACGGGGACGGCAUUCCCAAUUAUCUCGAAACCAGUCACCUCAAGAGAGCAAGCAAAUUACCAAAACAUAUCGACAGGGACGGUGAUGGAAUUCCAGACCAUCUAGAGGGUGAUUCUGAUGGUGACGGUAUCCCUGACCACCAGGAAGAUGAGGAUGGUGACGGAAUUCCAGACUACCUGGAAGACGAUGACGGGGACGGCAUCCCCAAUUAUCUCGAAACCAGUCACCUCAAGAGAGCAAGCAAAUUACCAAAACAUAUCGACAGGGACGGUGAUGGAAUUCCAGACCAUCUAGAGGGUGAUUCUGAUGGUGACGGUAUCCCUGACCACCAGGAAGAUGAGGAUGGUGACGGAAUUCCAGACUACCUGGAAGACGAUGACGGGGACGGCAUUCCCAAUUAUCUCGAAACCAGUCACCUCAAGAGAGCAAGCAAAUUACCAAAACAUAUCGACAGGGACGGUGAUGGAAUUCCAGACCAUCUAGAGGGUGAUUCUGAUGGUGACGGUAUCCCUGACCACCAGGAAGAUGAGGAUGGUGACGGAAUUCCAGACUACCUGGAAGACGAUGACGGGGACGGCAUUCCCAAUUAUCUCGAAACCAGUCACCUCAAGAGAGCAAGCAAAUUACCAAAACAUAUCGACAGGGACGGUGAUGGAAUUCCAGACCAUCUAGAGGGUGAUUCUGAUGGUGACGGUAUCCCUGACCACCAGGAAGAUGAGGAUGGUGACGGAAUUCCAGACUACCUGGAAGACGAUGACGGGGACGGCAUCCCUAAUUUUCUGGAAAAUAAUGGUGCUGCAUCAGUUUAUUUUAAUUUUUUGCGUAAAUCGAUCAUGAAUUUCAAGUCGUCGGAUUCAGACGACAAUGUUAUUCAUGAUUACCUGCGUAGUGACGCUGAUGGUGAUGGUGUUCCAGACUAUCUAAAAGAUAGUGAUAAUGACGGAGUUCCAGAUUUUAUGGAAGAUGAUGAUGGUGAUGGAACACCAAACUAUUUAGAUGUCGAUUCCAAAGGACAAUCCUUGCAUCAUACAAUUUCGUAUAAAAAGCACUACGAUUUCAAUAAAAAUGGCAUACCAGAUGACUUAGAAAGUGAUCAGGAUGGAGAUGGCAUCCUUGACUUCAUGGAAGAUUCUGAUGACGAUGGUAUUCCAGAUUAUCUAGAGGAUUCAGAUAAUGAUGGAUUCCCAAACUAUUUAGAUGAUACAUUUAACUCCAAACGUGAUAUCCAUUUAAAAUUUGAAGAUAAAAAUAAGAAUGGGAUACCGGAUCAUUUAGAAAAUGAUUCUGACUAUGACGGAGUUCUUGACUAUUUAGAAGAUUCUGAUAGAGAUGGUAUACCAGACUAUUUAGAAGAUACUGAUGCAGAUGGUACACCAGAUUACAUGGAUGAAGAUGCUGUUACACAAUUUUCUCCGAGAAAAAUACGCCAUCGUGGCAGCGGUCGAAAAUUUGCUGAUGCUGAUAGAGAUGGAAUACCAGAUCAUUUAGAAGGUGAUAUUAAUCAAAACAAUAUCAUUGACUAUUUAGAAGAUUUGGAUAAUAACAGUAUACCGGAUUAUCUUGAAGAUUCUGACAAAGAUGGUAUACCAGACUAUUUAGACGAAGAUGCUAAUACAAAGUUUUCACCCAAGGUAUUAAGAUCAUUAAAACCAGUCAGACAUUAUGCUGACAUAGACGGUGAUUACAUACCAGACCAUUUGGAAGAAGAUAAUGAUGGUGAUGGAAUUCCAGACUACCAAGAAGAUUCUGAUUCGAAUGGUAUCCCAGAUUAUUUAGAAGAUAGUGAUGGUGAUGGUAUACCGGAUUACAUAGAUGAGGAUGCUACGACACAGUUUUCACCGAAAAAAUAUCGUAAAUUACGUUCUUCUAUGAAAUUUGAAGAUGAAGACGGUGAUGGUAUACCAGAUCAUUUACAAGGUGAUUCCGAUGGUGAUGGAAUUUUAGAUUUUCUUGAAGAUAGCGAUGGUGAUGGUUUACCAGACUAUUUAGAAGAUGCUGACGGUGAUGGUAUUCCAGAUUAUUUAGAUGAAGACGCAAAUAGUCAAUUCUCACCGAAACAUUUCACUGACAAAAAUAAAGAUGGUAUACCGGAUCAUUUAGAAGGUGAUUCAGACGGUGAUGGUACACCGGAUUAUCUUGAAGAUACUGAUCAAGAUGGUGUCCCAGAUUAUUUAGAAGAUUCCGAUAAUGAUGGUAUACCGAAUUAUUUAGAUAAUGAUGUUGUUGAUGUGGAAGUUGAAGCAGUUAUUGAAGCGUAUGAUAAAGAUACUAACAAUAAUGGGAUGGCAGAUUAUUUAGAAGAUUGGGAUGGUGAUGGUAUACCAAAUUAUCUUGAAGAUGAAGAUCACGAUGGUAUUGUAGACUUCUUGGAUAAACAAGAUAAUCGUUUAUUAAGAAGAUUGACUAAAAAUAAGAAAUCAAAAUUUCAAAAUCCAAAUGAUAAAAAUGCCAAUUUUAUACCGGAUCAUGUAGAGGAUGAUUUAGAUGGUAAUGGAAUUCCAGAAUUUAAACAAGAUUCUGACGGUGAUGGUAUACCGGAUUACUUAGAUGAAGAUUAUUUUCAUCACUUUUUAAAGGCAUCAAAAAAACAUACUAAAAAGAAAAGAAAAGAAAGUAAAAAAUCUUCGAGUAAAAUCAAAGCCGUCCCUGGGAUCCUAGACAGUUUGGAUCAUGAUACAAAUAGUGAUGGUGUACUGAAAGAGAAAGUUACUGAUCGAAAUAACAACGGGAUACCAGAUAAUCUAGAGAUGAAAGACUCUGACAAUGAUGGAAUUCCCGACGAUCAAGACGAUGACGACGAUAAUGAUGGUAUCAAGGAUUAUCACAAAGAUCGAAAUGGCAAUCAGAUGUUGGAUAUUCUUGAAGCAAAAGAUACAGAUGGUGAUGGCAUUCCUGAUUAUCUAGAUGACGACGAUGAUGGGGACGGUAUACCUGAUUGCGAUGACGAUGAUGACGAUGGUGAUGGAAUCAUUGAUCUACUUGAUACAGAUGACGAUAACGAUAAUAUACCAGACUACUUAGAUAGUGAUUCCGAUGGAGAUAGUAUUGACGAUAAAAAGCAAGACAGAAAUCGUCAUAAAACUACUAAUCCAAAAGAAACUGUCAAGAAAAAUAAAGAAACCAAAACGAUGGUGCAUUCCCCUUCACCUAAACCUCAACUACCAGGACAUUCAAAAAGCAAAUCACUACCUAAAAAGACCAUGGAAGAUUAUGAUAAUGAAGACAGUGAAAAAACUGAUGAUGAUUAUGACAAAAAGAAACUAUCUAAAAUGAAAGACAGUGGUAUCAAUAGUGACAAUGAUGAUGAAGAUGAUAAUGAAGACGAAGAUGACGUCGAUGAAGCAGAUGAUGGCAAACCUAUGACGAAAACUAGGUCUAUAG
Molecule: messenger RNA, 11764 nt
Organism: Schistosoma margrebowiei
Lineage: Eukaryota; Metazoa; Platyhelminthes; Trematoda; Strigeidida; Schistosomatidae
Source: the annotation of a GenBank genome assembly